This is a messenger RNA of Nilaparvata lugens (brown planthopper), 2430 nucleotides long. RefSeq names its product serine/arginine repetitive matrix protein 2-like. Bases 1 to 2430 code for a protein of 809 amino acids. Gene Ontology annotation, cellular component: extracellular matrix. The record is from RefSeq and is a predicted model, not a curated record. The transcript is spliced from 3 exons. NCBI's taxonomy places the organism in Eukaryota, Metazoa, Arthropoda, Insecta, Hemiptera, Delphacidae. Gene Ontology annotation, biological process: extracellular matrix organization.
AUGGGGAAUAGAGACAAGCUUUUGGUGUUUGGCUGGUGUCUCGAUCAUGCCACCAGCACCAGCCGGACAUCACAGGGACACCAAAGAGGCACCAGCCGGACACCACAGGGACACCAAGGAGGCACCAGCAACACCAAAGAGGCACCAGCCGGACACCACAGGGACACCAAAGAGGCACCAGCGAGACACCAAAGAGGCACCAGCCGGACACCACAGGGACCCAAAGAGGCACCAGCCGACACCACAGGGACACAAGGAGGCACCAGCGGACACCAAAGAGGCACCAGCCGGACACCACAGGGACACCAAAGAGGCACCAGCCGGACACCACAGGACACCAAGGAGGCACCAGCGGGACACCAAAGAGGCACCAGCCGACACCACAGGGACACCAAAGAGGCACCAGCGAGACACCAAAGAGGCACCAGCCGGACACCACAGGACACCAAAGAGGCACAGCCGGACACCACAGGGACACCAAGGAGGCACCAGCGGGACACCAAAGAGGCACCACCGGACACCACAGGGACACCAAAGAGGCACCAGCCAGACACCACAGGGACACUAAGGAGGCACCAGCGGGACACCAAAGAGGCACCAGCCGGACACCACAGGGACACCAAGAGGCACCAGCCGACACCACAGGGACACCAAAGAGGCACCAGCCGGACACCACAGGGACACCAAAGAGGCACCAGCCGACACCACAGGACACCAAAGAGGCACAGCCGGACACCACAGGACACCAAGGAGGCACCAGCGGGACACCAAAGAGGCACCAGCCGGACACACAGGGACACCAAAGAGGCACCAGCCGGACACCACAGGGACACCAAAGAGGCACCAGCCGACACCACAGGGACACCAAAGAGGCACCAGCCGGACACCACAGGGACACCAAAGAGGCACCAGCCGGACACCACAGGGACACCAAAGAGGCACCAGCUGGACAUCACAGGGACACCAAAGAGGCACCAGCGGACACCACAGGGACACAAGGAGGCACCAGCGGGACACCAAAGAGCACCAGCCGGACACCACAGGGACACCAAAGAGGCACCAGCCGGACACCACAGGGACACCAAAGAGGCACCAGCCGGACACUACAGGGACACCAAAGGGCACCAGCCGGACACCACAGGGACACCAAAGAGGCACCAGCCGGACACCAGAGGGACACCAAAGAGGCACCAGCUGGACAUCACAGGGACACCAAAGAGGCACCAGCCGGACACCACAGGGACACCAAGGAGGCACCAGCGGGACACCAAAGAGGCACCAGCCGGACACCACAGGGACACCAAAGAGGCACCAGCCGGACACCACAGGGACACCAAAGAGGCACCAGCCGGACACUACAGGGACACCAAAGAGGCACCAGCCGGACAUCACAGGGACACCAAAGAGGCACCAGCCGGACACCACAGGGACACCAAGGAGGCACCAGCGGGACACCAAAAGGCACCAGCCGGACAUCACAGGGACACCAAAGAGGCACCAGCCGGACAUCACAGGGACACCAAAGAGGCACCAGCCGGACACCACAGGGACACCAAGGAGGCACCAGCGGGACACCAAAGAGGCACCAGCCGGACACCACAGGGACACCAAAGAGGCACAAGCCGGACACCACAGGGACACCAAAGAGGCACCAGCCGGACACCACAGGGACACCAAAGAGGCACCAGCCAGACAUCACAGGGACACCAAAGAGGCACCAGCCGGACACCACAGGGACACCAAGGAGGCACCAGCGGGACACCAAAGAGGCACCAGCCGGACACCACAGGGACACCAAAGAGGCACCAGCCAGACACCACAGGGACACCAAGGAGGCACCAGCCGGACACCACAGGGACACCAAAGAGGCACCAGCUGGACAUCACAGGGACACCAAAGAGGCACCAGCCGGACACCACAGGGACACCAAGGAGGCACGAGCGGGACACCAAAGAGGCACCAGCCGGACACCACAGGGACACCAAAGAGGCACCAGCCGGACACCACAGGGACACCAAAGAGGCACCAGCCGGACACCACAGGGACACCAAAGAGGCACCAGCCGGACACCACAGGGACACCAAAGAGGCACCAGCCGGACACCACAGGGACACCAAAGAGGCACCAGCCAGACAUCACAGGGACACCAAAGAGGCACCAGCCGGACACCACAGGGACACCAAGGAGGCACCAGCGGGACACCAAAGAGGCACCAGCCGGACACCACAGGGACACCAAAGAGGCUCCAGCGGGACACCAAAGAGGCACCAGCCGGACACCACAGGGACACCAAAGAGGCACCAGCUGGACAUCACAGGGACACCAAAGAGGCACCAGCCGGACACCACAGGGACACCAAGGAGGCAUCAGCGGGACACCAAAGAGGCACCAGCCGGACACCACAGGGACACCAAAAUCUGUUGUCUAUAG